AUGGAGGGCUGGCCUGUAGCGGCCUGGAUCCUGCUGAUGACUUGCAUUGCUGAUUGGCUGAACACCGUCCAGUCACGGGACUUCACAAUGAAGGACAUCAUCCUGCUGCAUCCCUCAACUACACCUCAUCCUGGUGGCUUCAAGUGCUUCACGUGUCAAGACGCAGCAGAUAACUACCAGUGUAACCGCUGGGCGCCAGAUGUGUACUGUCCAAAAGAUACCAGAUACUGUUACACACUCCACAUGAUGGACAACCACGGAGACAGUGUGUCUGUGACCAAGCGUUGCGUGACCCUGGAGGACUGUCUGUUUACUGGCUGUGCUGAUGUCGCUGGGAAUGGCUACCAGGCGUGCUCGUCCUGCUGUGAGGGGAACAUCUGUAACGUGCUGGUGCCGAGGAAUGAGAGCAGCGCCAUUUUCUCCUCCAUUUCCCCUCUGGUCAGCUCGAGCAGGAGGCUUCAUCCUGCAGCACUGAGCUACAUCCUCAUCAUCACCACCAUUAUCAGCAUCUUCACAGCAUGA
Molecule: messenger RNA, 522 nt
Organism: Toxotes jaculatrix (banded archerfish)
Lineage: Eukaryota; Metazoa; Chordata; Actinopteri; Toxotidae
Product: ly6/PLAUR domain-containing protein 6-like
Exons: 4
Coding region: 1-522 (173 amino acids)
Biological process (GO): positive regulation of canonical Wnt signaling pathway
Molecular function (GO): acetylcholine receptor inhibitor activity
Source: RefSeq, a predicted model, not a curated record